Scophthalmus maximus (turbot) is the source of this 5386-nucleotide messenger RNA. It is a transcript of the gene ehmt1b, whose product is annotated as euchromatic histone-lysine N-methyltransferase 1b. Lineage: Eukaryota; Metazoa; Chordata; Actinopteri; Pleuronectiformes; Scophthalmidae. The coding region runs from base 231 to 4178 and encodes 1315 amino acids. Gene Ontology annotation, molecular function: protein-lysine N-methyltransferase activity; zinc ion binding; histone methyltransferase activity. The record is from RefSeq and is a predicted model, not a curated record. The transcript is spliced from 26 exons. Gene Ontology annotation, cellular component: nucleus.
AAAGCCUCGUCCACCGCGAGCUCGUUCUACUUUCACGCCGUCUCCCUGGUCCCUUUGUGGGGGAACCGUGUUUUCCGGCGCCUCCUCGCCGUGAAACGGGACUAAUUGUCGGCGUCGCGGCGCCGGUUGUUUUAGCGGAUUUUCCCGCGGCCGGAGAACCGGAGUCUCUCCGCUUUUGUGUCGGACCGGGAGGGCAGCCGAACGUGCAGGAAGAUGCUGCGCCCCGGAACAUGAAUGGUCCGCCGGCUGGUCUAGCCAAGGGCAGCGUGGAUAAAGGUUCGGCUGCAAAGAAAGACGGACUGGAUCCAGCGAGCAACGGGGAGGAAAAGUCAGAUGGAGACAAAGACGUAGCAGCCCGACUGGCCUCUUCCCCUGCAGCAGAGGUGAUGCUCAACGGCGUCGAACGUGACGACACGAGGCACAAGAGCCCGGCGCGUGGCUCCGCUACAGGCGGCAACAAGACUUUACCGCCGUUGAAUGAAAACGGCCUGUUGGACAUGGAGCCACUGCACGGUUCUGUUACUGGAAGCAACGGAUUUGUUCUCACUAAACAGCAGCAGCAGGAAGUUGGCGGCGGCUCUGCGGCAAUGCCAGGUUUGGGACUUUCCCCUCACAGGACUAACUGGCUGCCCUCAGGCACAUCGACAGGGGACACACACACGGUCAAACCCGUCCCUGCCUCGGCGUCGUCGGGGGGUGCACAGACUUCAGGCGCAUUAAGGACUGACCCCAGUACAGGGACUACUUUGGGACAGGGCGUAUCAGACACUAAAAAUGGCACAGCCCCGUCCCAGGCACCCGUCACAAUACACCGAGCGCGCAAGACCAUGUCCAGGCCUGCUGUCAGCCCGGCACAAAAGCUUCUCAACAGGGAAUUAAGGGAAGCGAAAAGUGCCAACGUUGAGAAAACGGAGACUAGCGCCUCGGAGACGCCAUCGCGUCGGUCCCCCUCUCAGAACCAUCUACCUCAGAGUCAGCCAGAUACGCUCGCUUCAGCACAAACGGCGUCAGCGUCCGCCUCACCAGCACCUCCACCAACUGCAGCUCCUCCAGGUCCGGCUCCUGCUCCAGCCAAACUAGGCCCAUACUCAGGAGGUCUGUCCUCCCGCAAGAAGAAGAGGAGGAUGGGGACGUACAGCCUGGUCCCCAAGAAGAAAACCAAAGUGCUCAAGCAGAGAACAAUGCUUGAAAUGUUUAAGGACCUACAACAGUCUGCUAAGAGCCCACAGCCUAAAGAGGUCGUGAACAUCAACGGGGAGAAGAUGGAGAACGCGUCUGAGGAGGAAGAGUCAGAGGAGGUGGAGUCUGAGGACGAGGAAGGACGGCAGACGGCGGACGAGCCCGUCAGCGGUGCUCAUGAAGCAACGUCUGAUCCCAUCUCUCAGGAGGGAGACGAGCAGGAGUCUGAAGAGUCUGGAGAAGAGGAGGGAGAGGAGGAAGGCACGGAGUCGGACAUGAGCUCCGAGUCGAGUCUGAAGAAGAAGUUGAAAAAGAAAAUGAAAGGAGACAGCGCGUGGCUCCGGCCGUCCAGGAAACGGAAGAGGAGGAUAAAGGCCAAAGACCUGGAGAUGGUGGUUCAGCCUCAGGCCUCAGCUCCGGCGCUGGACGGGUCCGAGUACACGCAGAUUCCCCCCCCGGAGUCCGUCAACCUUGGCAACAGUUUGCCCCAAGAGCCUGCGGCUCCGCCCCACAACAAAGGGUCGGCGGCGGCGGCGGCGGCGGCGGUGGUGGAGGUGGAGGAGGCUCAGGAGCUGCCGCUCUGCAGCUGCCGCAUGGAGACGCCCAAGAGUCGGGAGAUUCUCACGCUGGCGGACAGGAAGUGCAUGGCCACGGAGAGCGUGGACGGACAGCUGAGCCGCUGCCAGGGCGCCAUACUGAAACACGAGAUGAUGCGUCCCUCCAACUCUGUCCAGCUGCUGGUGCUGUGCGAGGACCACCGCAACGGCAUGGUGAAGCACCAGUGCUGCCCGGGCUGCGGCUUCUUCUGCAGGGCUGGCACAUUCAUGGAGUGCCAACCGGACGUCACCAUCUCUCACCGCUUCCACCGCGCCUGUGCGUCGGUGCUGAAAGGUCAGAGCUUCUGUCCCCACUGCGGCGAGGAGGCCGGCAAGGCCAAGGAGGUCACCAUUGCCAAGGCCGACACCACCUCCACCUCCACCUCCACCGUGCCCGCCGUGCUUGCGCACGGACCCGCCACGCCUGGCGCCCCUGAGGGCCGAGCGGAUACCACCACCGGCAGCUCUUCUCGUCUGGCGAUUGGAGCCGAGGCCAGCGGCCGGGCCGACAGCUCCCUGUCCGUCCGUUCUUCCCACGGACACCUCGACGGGACCUCGGCCGGUCCCGGGUCGACCCGGACAUCCACGCUGCAGGCCAGUAUGGGAACGACCGCUUCGCCAACGGUUCCUCAAGGACAGUCCAGAGAAACUCUGGAGAGCAUCCUGGUGGCUCUGGACACAGAGAAGCCCAAGAAGCUGCGUUUUCACCCCAAGCAACUUUACCUCUCAGCCAAACAGGGAGAACUCAAGAGGGUCCUGCUCAUGUUGGUGGACGGCAUCGACCCAAACUUUAAGAUGGAGUCUCAGAACAAACGCACUGCGCUUCACGCUGCAGCGGAGGGAGGAUUCAAAGACAUCUGCCACAUGCUCGUACAAGCCGGUGCAAACUUGGACAUGUGCGACGAAGACCAGCGGACACCACUGAUGGAGGCGUGUGAGAACAACCACAUGGAGGUGGUGCUGUACCUGCUGAGAGCCGGAGCCAGCGCCACACACAAAGAUGUUGAAGGGUUCACGUGUCUCCACCUAGCGGCAAAAUCUGGCCAUUACAACAUCGUCGAGCACCUUCUCUCCACUGGACUUAUCAACAUCAACUGUCAGGACGAUGGAGGUUGGACGGCCAUGAUCUGGGCGACGGAGUACAAACACGUGGACCAGGUGAAGCUGCUUCUGUCCAAAGGAGCCGACAUCAGCGUCAGGGACAAGGAGGAAAACAUCUGCCUUCACUGGGCAGCGUUCUCCGGCAGCGUGGAGAUCGCAGAGCUGCUGCUGAACGCCCGCUGUAACCUGCAGGUGGUGAACAUCCACGGAGACUCCCCUCUGCACAUCGCUGCUCGGGAGAAUCGCCUGGAAUGUGUCACGCUGUUCCUGUCUCGGGGAGCGAACGUGUUUCUGAAGAACCGCGAGGGAGAAACUCCGCCGGACUGCUGCAGCCAUAACUCCAAGGCCUGGGCGGCGCUGCAGGCCAACAGGAAGGAGAGGGAUGCCAGGAACUCCAGGCUCAGUCGAGCAGAGGAAAAAGUCCUUCACAGUGACAUCGCUCUGGGGCAGGAGCGAGUUCCCAUUCCCUGUGUCAACUCUGUGGACAGCGAACCGUUACCGGAUAACUACAAAUACAUCCCCGAAAACUGCGUCACCUCCCCCAUGAACAUCGACAGAAACAUAACGCACCUACAGUAUUGUGUUUGUAAGGAAGAUUGUUCUGCAAGUAUCUGCAUGUGUGGACAACUCAGUCUGCGCUGCUGGUACGACAAGAGCGGUCGUCUUCUCCCUGAGUUCUGCCGCGAGGAGCCUCCGCUCAUCUUUGAGUGCAACCACGCCUGCUCCUGCUGGAGGACCUGCAAAAACCGCGUUGUGCAAAACGGACUCAGGACCAGACUUCAGCUCUUCAGGACCAGUAAGAAGGGCUGGGGCGUCCGGGCCCAGCAGGACAUUCCACAGGGGACCUUUGUAUGCGAGUACGUGGGCGAGAUCAUCUCGGAGGCGGAAGCGGAGAUGAGGCAGAACGACGCUUACCUGUUCAGUCUCGACGACAAGCCUCAAGACUUGUACUGCGUCGACGCCCGUUUCUAUGGAAACAUUAGCCGCUUCCUCAACCACAUGUGUGAGCCCAACCUGUUCGCCUGCCGAGUGUUCACGACGCACCAGGACCUUCGAUUCCCGCACAUCUCCUUCUUCGCCAGUGAAAACAUCAAGGCUGGAGAGGAGCUUGGGUUUAACUACGGUGACCACUUCUGGGAAGUCAAGAGCAAGCUGUUCAACUGCGAGUGCGGCUCCGCAAAGUGUAAGUACUCGUCGGCGGCCAUGGCGUCACUGCAGGCCGACAGCACACCGGAGGACCGGCAGCAGCCCAGCGCAUCGCCAGACACCAGCUCAUCCAACAGCCCCCCAAGUCCUUCGUAAAGGCCUCGUCCUCACGCUAAGCUCCAACCACACGAACAUGACUGACGGACACACGGGGGGAGGGGGGGGCACACGUGUCCAUUCACUAAUGAACUUUUAUGAACUUGUACUGUAUUUCUACUUGGACCAUAAGACGUCACACACUUUACAGAAGCAGACGCGCACACAGUCGAAUCCCAGAAGAAAGUCACUGCUCCUUUUAUUCCAGCCUGUGUUUGAGACGAACAGCAGGGGGCAGCGACGUCACGCACAGCAGACAAAAAACAGUCUUCACAUUUCAUACUUUUGCUGGGAAGGAGAACUGCAUUUUUUUGUGUCUUUAUGAAGAUAAUCGGUUGACAUUGUCGAAUGGCUUUUUUUGUGUUAAGUCAUGAUAUAGGAUUUUCGGGGGGUUGAGGAUGAGCGUAUCGUUGUCUUUUGCGAAGACAACCUCGCUGACAGCUUGGUUAAACUCGUUUGACCGUUCUGGUCACUUAUCAUGAACCAUUCCAGCAAAAAUUAGCUGAUAAACAAUGAAUUAUGUUGCCACUUUUUUUUUUUUGUCGCCGUGUUUGAAUGGACGUCCCAACAUUUGCUACUACAGUUGGUUAUGAAUUUAAUGAACUGACUCAAAUGAGCUACUCAAGUGAGUAAAGAUUGUCUGACAGAAAGAUGCUGCACCAUUCCUCAAAAAUGAGGCGUUUUUUCUAGUCUGAAUAAAUUGGCUCACAUCUUUUUCCUUUUUUUUAUUAAGCAUGGAGGAUCUUAACGUGUCGGAUAUUUUGCAAAUGGUUUUGGACGAAUUCAUUAAAGUGAAGUAGAGUAAACGAAAAAGAAAAAACUAAUAACAUGGUGCUGACAAGGGUUUUUACUUUUGUUUUCAUUUGUAUUUACCCAAGUGAACAUAGUUUGUAAAAUAAGAGAAACAUUUUAAGUUUUUUAUGUUUUAAUUUUAUCUCCAGUUUUUUUUCUAAUCGUAGUUACUGUAGUUUAGGCCUCUUUUUAAUUUUGUCUCAUCAUUUUUGCCAACCGAAGCCAACCCCGUCUUUUUAAAUGUUGUUAGUAAAAAGCAGUGACUGUUGAGCGAGGUUUGAAAAGGUAUAAAUGGGGUGUGGGGGGGGGGUUAUGAAAAAUGCACUUCCAGUUCGCUCUGUUACAUAUUUCUGGACCGUGAACCAUCCAUCUAAUUGGUUGUAUCUUUUUCAAUAAAUUUACUACUAAUGCAUUUA